Arabidopsis thaliana (thale cress) is the source of this 225-nucleotide messenger RNA. RefSeq lists its product as uncharacterized. The record is from RefSeq and is marked reviewed. The transcript has 2 exons. The coding region runs from base 1 to 225 and encodes 74 amino acids. NCBI's taxonomy places the organism in Eukaryota, Viridiplantae, Streptophyta, Magnoliopsida, Brassicales, Brassicaceae.
AUGGUGAUUGCGGUGGUGAUGGUUACGGUGGUCGGGGUAGUAGCAAUAUGUUUCGGUGGUGAUGAUGGUGAUGGUUGUAGUAGUGACAGCGCUAUGGUUGUUGGUAUGGUGGCGACAGUUGCAGUGGUAGUGCUGGUGACGACAUGGCGAUGGUGGUUGCGAAUUGCGAUGAUGGUGAUGGUUGCAGCGCAUGGUGGUGAUGGUAAUUAUAGUGUACUAGAGUAA